AUGCGUUCUCGCCGCUCCGAGACGUUGAAGAUACCGUUUAACCGUCGAGAGCCUGCGCACGGAGUCCUAGGCAUAGACAUUGGCACCACCGCAACGAGAGCCAGUCUAAUGAAGGAUGAAUGGAAAGGGCAAGAUGACCGAUCACCGAUCAUCAUAGUUCGGCCCGGUAUUCGAAAAGCUCCAGACCAAUUCAGAGAUUGCGAUAUGCCGGCAACGGCGUUCCCCUUUGAUACCAACAAGAAACCUGAGGACUGUCUGGGCUUUGCAACCGACACACGUCGCGGCCAAUUGCCGCUCAAAAUGUUCAUGUAUUUCCAAAGAGCGCAAACGCUUCGUGAGAAGAACCAGACGAAAGACCUCAAGAAAAUACUAAAGACAAUACCGCAGGUCGACGAAUUCUGGCAAACAUACAUCCAGCAGCCUCCAGCAGCGCAGACAAGAAUCGCGAACCACUUGGAAAACAUCUUCAUUGCUCAUCUGGAAAUGGUCCGCCAUCAGAGCGAAACGACAGCAAAGAAGCACGGUGUCAGGAUAUCGAAAAUUGCUGCCACCAUACCGCCUAACUGGGAUAAAUGGAUGCAGGAUAAAUACGUUGACCUCUUGUCAAGUGUCAUGGGAAUUCAUGAACAUGAUAUCACGACGGUAUUUGAGUCCGAGGCCAUCUGUCAUUUCUUGCUGCGAUUAAACACCGUGAUCAAGCAGUCCAGUCAAGUAAAUCGAGUUAUCCUAGCCGACUUUGGCGGACACACGCUCAACGUCACCACCGUUAAUAUCGUGCGAGGAGAGGAGGGCAGCCGGUUUGCGUUUUUUCUGGGCGACACUACAUGUAACCACGGCGGCUCUGAGCUACACACGUCAUUUGUGAAGAAGCACAUCAUGAAACAUGUCGAGGUGAACGCCUUGGCACAGAGCAAGGAACAACAAGACCACCUUGUGGACACUUUUAUGCAAUCGUACCGGGACCGCAUUCGGCGCGACUUGAGCAAGACUCCAUUUUUUGUCUCAGGCCGUCGAAGUGACAGUUACGAAGAACAGAGUAUCAACGGCCUCAUAGACGAUAAGACCGCCGCGGUAAUGUAUAAUGGAAGCUUUAGGGGGUCCCUAUUUGCUUUGAAAACUCGAAUGAGCACCUUGUCAAAGUUGACGGGAACUACGGCAGUUGUGCUCACCGGAGGUACAUUUUUGAACCAGAACAUCAGAGAUAUAGUCAUGGGAUAUAUCGAGCAUUUCCGACUGAAAUACUUGCCAUGGGCUGAGGACGACGCUCCCGCAAAUGGAUGGUCGUCAAUGGUUAGCGCUGGUGCUGCCCUCGCGUUAACCAACGAGUUGUCAGUAAAAGAUUUCCUAAGCCAGGCGGCGUUUGGGGCCGAAAUUCGCAAAAGCCAGGGUGCAAGCCGUGCUCAGGUCUUGCUUGACAGCUCUGGGAGCCACAAAGUAACCAAGAAACUCAUGGACCAUCAUGGCGCAGAUAUAGUCAUCACAUGUUACCCAUUGGCGCCACUGGACAACCGAGAAACGCUUGCGAUCAAAGGAAGCUAUGAAAUGGAGCUGCUGGGAAGAGAGUACCAGGGAGUACACACCUGGGAGCUCAAGUAUGAGUAUAAUCCUCUUCAUGUAGACUGCCAAGAUUACCUUGUAUUGAAACAACAAUCAUGGCCGACACACCAGCCCAGCUUUACGGAAGAGCAGCGAUGGCCGAUCUUCUACGACCCUGGUUCAUGUGUAUUAUUCAUCGACAGGAAUCUUGAUGGGCCUAUCAAAAACAACUCAGACCUCCAGAACAGGAUCGGAGUAUCGGAGGAGCCGCGGAGCAAGAAAGGCGUAACAAAAAGAAAGCGGUGGCGCCGAAAUCAGGCAGACUUACCCGGAAUAUAUUGGCAGGAUGCGUUGUGCGAGAGCAUCGAGACUCCAGCGAGUGAAGAUGGCAAAGAAGCUCGAUAUCCUCCUUCUCAGCAUACCAUACGAGAGAAUGCUGCCGCACCCAUGUCCCAGCACUCAAAGCCCCUUUCAACAACCGAAACAACAACGAAAGCCUCUAAUGGCCAGUUACCCUCGCCAAUCAGAAAAGACCCAAGAAAGACCAUUAGAGUUGCCAACACCGAUUCAAGGGUGCGAAGCCGACUCUCCGCGGAAAGUGACAGGAGACCGUCCAGCCAGAUGAGUGCCGGUCACGACCUCGGAACUACAACCCGUCCUAUCGAAGUAUUCGAUGGAUACGGAGAUUGCGCCGCUUCAGUUGUCGGCUCCUAA
This is a messenger RNA of Pochonia chlamydosporia 170, 2250 nucleotides long. RefSeq lists its product as hypothetical. The coding region runs from base 1 to 2250 and encodes 749 amino acids. The record is from RefSeq and is a predicted model, not a curated record. The transcript has 6 exons. NCBI's taxonomy places the organism in Eukaryota, Fungi, Ascomycota, Sordariomycetes, Hypocreales, Clavicipitaceae.